Molecule: messenger RNA, 564 nt
Organism: Suillus discolor
Lineage: Eukaryota; Fungi; Basidiomycota; Agaricomycetes; Boletales; Suillaceae
Exons: 1
Coding region: 1-564 (187 amino acids)
Molecular function (GO): zinc ion binding; nucleic acid binding
Source: RefSeq, a predicted model, not a curated record
AUGGAUAGAACCCGCACGCUCUGCAAGCGUUGCGGUGGAUACGGGCACACUUUUAGACAGUGUCCUGAUUACGUCUGCUGCAUCUGCAGCGAGAUUGGACCGGAUCAUUUAUCGAUCCACUGCCCUGGACUCAAGGGACGCAUCGUGCUCCAAGAGUUUUUAGAUGAAGAGAAGUUUUUCGAAGCUCUCUUAGAUUGGGAGCAGAACCAUAAAGCACUCGCCGACCUCGCGCUCGCCUUCCCCAUUCCACCUUCCCCUAUGCCCGCGACGCCGAUACCCAUGACGCCUGUGCCAGCAACUCCCUCGACACCCGCACCAUCCUCCCAGCCUUUGGACGUAGUGUUAAUUGAAGCCGGUGACUUCAACCUUAGUAACGGGGUAAUGUUACAGGGAUCUGUAACACCUACUAGAGCCCCAGCUCUCCCUACACCUGCCCCCGCUCUGCUAGACUCCCCGCGCGGCGGUACGCCGCCUGCGCCUAGAAAGACAGCGGUCUGGACCGCUAUGACACCGCCUCAUGGCGUUAUGACCCCGCCUGAUGCUAUGACCCCGCCCCUGGCCUAG